AACUCACUGUGCCCAAAUCCUUAGCGCAGAUACUUCGCUGACAGGCGUUACACCAUCAUCCGUGCUACAUGGAUACGUCGCAGCUUUGAAUACGGUUUUAUACGAACACCUUUUGGAUACGAGUCAAAUUUCAACCCAAGACGAGGUAGCAAUCGCAGCGCGUCUUUUUGACAGCCUUGCUCGGUUUAUAGAAGUGUUCUUUGCGCCUAUUUACUGUGAACUAGGAUGGUUUAAGAUGAUACACGCAAGGUGUACAUUUAGAUGUCCCCUGCAGCUACGGGCGGAUUUGAGGUCCCUCUGAUCUUUGGAGCAGCACCCUUCGCGGAGGACAGAGGUGCGCUCAGUGGAACAAGGGGCAAAUUGAAUCUUUCCGCGCGGCGCAAGACAACGCCGCAGACACACUACAGAGGACCGUGGAUCGAGGAGGCUCCGGGAGGCGGAAACUAAUUUGUAGGCUACACUUAUUCCGCUGGAUCAAUCUAUUUGAACAAGGAAGCACCUAAUGUUGCCUACAGAGGCAAACUUGUACUUCAUCUAUUUAUCAUCACACUGGGAUUCCAAAGCUCCUUCGGGAUUCUUUGUAUAAGAACACUGGCGGGGCUUUCUUCAGCGUUUUUAGGGCCUUCAAACUGUGGAAACAGGUGUAUUCGACCAAGUCAAGAUGUCCUUGCUACCUUCAAGUUUCAUCUACGUGUGUUUACAUUUUCUGGUCCUCUACUUCCAGCUGCAGGAAUCCCAGCAGAUAGCACCCAACUUCACGUUCAUCAUCGAAAACCAAACGCGACACCCAGACGUGCUGAGCCGCAAGCAGACGCGCAGCUACCAGCUGUACAGCCGCACGACGGGCAAGCACGUGCAGAUCCUGGGCAAUAAGAUCAAUGCCAACGGAGACGACGGGAGCAAGUACGCACUUCUGGUGGUGGAGACGGAGACGUUUGGGAGUCACGUUCGAAUACAGGGCAAGGAGAGCGGAUUCUACAUCUGCAUGAACAAGCAAGGAAAAAUUAUCGGAAAGCGCAAUGGGAGGAAUCAGGAGUGCGUGUUCGUGGAGGAGUUCUUGGAAAACAACUACACGGCGCUGGUCUCGGCCAAGUACAAAGGCUGGUACCUGGGCUUCAAUCGGAAGGGCCGGCCCAAAAAAGGCUCACGGACGGCGCAGACGCAACAGGAAGUGCAUUUCAUGAAGCGCUCGCGGCAGGGCAAAAUGGACCCUAUGGGCGGCGAGUUCCGUUUCACCACGGUAACCAAACGGACGCGAAGGGCGAGGCGCUUAAAACCGAACCCCAAGAAAAACUCACCCCAGUCAUAGUUCCCUUAACGCACUGUGUUUCCAAGGAAACUUUCUCUGGCCUUAAGAAAAAAAAACGACUUAAAGACUGUUGUCAUAAGGAAAAAAACAGAUGGACUAUGGGGGAGGGCUAAAAACAAUUUUAAAAAAAAUCAAAGAUGUUUUAUUUUUAUAUUUCAGGAGCAUUGAAUAUCUCCCAGUUGUUGAAUGUUUCUGGGUCCUUGUGUAAUUGUUAAUGUGACUUGCGUUGUUAUUUAUACUUGGUAAAAACUAAGGAGGACAAAACAAGACUCAUAAUCUCCUGCUUUAAGUUUACAGCAGAAGGCAUCUUUUGAAAAAAAACCUUUUGGGACGCAAAGAGUGUCAAGCAUCAGUGUGUCGACAUGCUUCAGAGAUCACAGCGUGAAGAGACAAAAACAGCCUGUUUAAUUUGUGCUUUCCGUGUCAACAAGGAUAAUAAUAUUUUCCACUGGAAACUGAACACCACAGAGAUGGAAUCCAAGCCAGAUUGGAGUAUCGUGUGACUCAUUGUCCUUUGAGUUGAGGCAUAACUUUGAGUGCAAUAUUUUGAAGGCCCCUCCACCUCUCCACCAAGACUCUCCCCACCUUUUCAUACCUCCAUCUUCAAUUCCCACUCCCCUCACCUCCCCAGCCCAGCCCAGCCCACUCCCAAUCCCAAUCUCCUGGUCUCCUUCCCUCUCUGUGGAUAUGUUCUUCUUCUUGGCAUGCUCUUCUUCGUGCAGACUCACGGUACAUUUUGCGGUGGAAUGUGCUGAACGCUCUGGGGACUCUUGAUUUAUCUCUUUGUUUUGAAAAACUAUGCGAGCGCAACACACACACGUGCAAACGCACGCACGCACGCACACACUGGCCAGCCUAUUGCCAGUCAGCUGUGACUGUCACCUUGCUUGUAGACACACACAAAAAGGGAAGGCUUGAGGUAGCGAAAGGAAAAAAAAAGAAAAGAAAAAAAUCAAUGACUGAAGAACUUCAUGUGUAGUUUUGAUUUAAUGAUCCUUUCUGACCCUGACCUGACAAGACUGGAAUUAUUAGGCAGACAAGGCAGAAAAGGUCUUACUCACUUACCUAUGGCCACCUAGAUAGACUGUUUAUCUCUCCCUUUCACAACAUUUCCAAUGCAUGGCAGUGCACUAUGCGGGCCACCCCCUAGCUGUCUUCCCCUACCAAAUUAUCAACAUUUCAACUCUAUUUCUUACCUUUGGAUAAACCCUUGAACCACCCAGCUACCCUUCCGUAGAUGGUUGGUCUACAUUCUUACAAAUGCUUCUCCUGGUGUGUCUUAAGUAAGUGAGCAAGUGAGACCUUUUUUGGGGCUAGUCAGGUCACUUGUCUGAUCACCCUGUGCCCUUUAAACUCAGUCGUUCUGAAAGAUGGUCAAGACAUUUCCUUAGCCCUCAAAGCCAGUAAGACUGACACCCUAAUCUACUGAGUUUUCAUUCAGUAGGCUUAAAGAGAACCAGAGCUGUACAGGCUCAAGAUUGCCAUCACUUAGACCAAGGGGCUUUCUCCCUUUGACAAGAGGAGCUGUAGUCUGUAUAUUUGUCUGCUGUCCUUUUUGGACAGGAUUUGUACAAGAAACUACUAACACAUGACACAUUUAUGAACUUAAAAUGUAUGCAAAA
Molecule: messenger RNA, 2931 nt
Organism: Engraulis encrasicolus (European anchovy)
Lineage: Eukaryota; Metazoa; Chordata; Actinopteri; Clupeiformes; Engraulidae
Gene: fgf24
Product: fibroblast growth factor 24
Exons: 5
Coding region: 662-1309 (215 amino acids)
Biological process (GO): regulation of cell migration; positive regulation of gene expression; limb morphogenesis
Cellular component (GO): cytoplasm
Molecular function (GO): growth factor activity; fibroblast growth factor receptor binding
Source: RefSeq, a predicted model, not a curated record